UGAAUCAAACGCUAACUAAAUUUAAGCAGCCUGACAAAGAUCUCAUGCGAAAAAGGAGACGCUUGGGAGGAGCCCUAAAUUAUACCAGCUGGAAACACCGUACCCCCCUCCACUCCGGCUGACCGCCGGGUCCGAAACACCGCGGCCACGGUUCUUUUGGAGAAGAAAAACCCGGGUAUGUUGCGCAUCAGGGACGAACGGGGGUGGUUGCCGGUUCAUUUUGAGGCUAUUUGUGUGAAAAAGGAGACAGCUUUCGUAUUUGUUGAAGGUUACAUUUAAGGAUCAUCGAAUGCGGUUAUGAGAACGCUUUUCUUCUCCCCUGGGUCUGGACCGUCUGGUACCGAGCUUCUGAUCCAUGUUCUAACUUCCGGAUUCUAUGAUUUAGCUUUGGAUUUAGUUAAACGCCAUCCCCAGUUGGCUCUGGCACAGACAAAUACCAUGACAAUGACUGGUUUGGGAGCAAUAGCUAGAAAUGUACGUGCAGGCAUUUCCAAGUGGCGAAUCAAACAGUAGCUAAAGCAGCAAGCUAGGAUCUCAAGUGUGUAGUCAUGGCGGCGGAUUCAUCAGCUUUCAACAGGCAAAUUAUGACUGACACAACGGAACACAGAAGAAGGAAAGAAGCUGGAAGGAAUAGAUUACCAGGAGAGAAGGACGAAUACCAGAAAUACACACCGCUACUAAAAGCCGCACUGAGAGGCGAUUGGGAAGCAGCCAAGAAAUUCUUCGCCCAAGACCCAAAGGCGAUCACGGCCCCAAUCACAAGGGAAUUAGAGUCUGCGCUUUACAUGGCCACCGGCACCGGACCGGCUGCGAUCAAUUUUGUGGCGGAGUUGCUGAAACUAAUGCCGGCUGAGGCAUUGACGGAACGUGAUAUAGCCGGACACACCCCCCUCCACCUCGGCGCGUGGGUCGGAAACACCGCGGCCGUGGUUCUCUUGUUGGAGAAAAACCCGGGUCUGCUGCGCAUCAGGGAGGAGCGGGGGUGGUUGCCGGUUCAUUUUGCGGCGAUUCAUGCGAAAAAGGAGACGCUUUCGUAUUUGUUGAAGGUUACGUUUAAGGAUGAUGCGGCUAUGAGAACGCUUUUCUUCUCCCCAGAUGGGUCGACUGAACCGUCUGGUACCGACCUUCUGAUCCAUGUUAUAACUUCCGGAUUCUAUGAUUUAGCUUUGGAUUUGGUUCAUUGUCACCGCCAAUUGGCUAUAUCACAGACACCCAAUGACAAUGACUCUGGUUUGGGAGCAAUAGCUAGAAAGGCGCAGGCAUUUCCAAGUGGCACGCACCUCAAUUUUGUGGAACGCAUUAUUUAUACUUAUGUUCCGGUGAAUAAGUUGGAGAAUUAUGCUGAAGACCCCAGUGGAGUUGAGAUUGAGAAUCCAGUUAGCAAUUCUCAAUUGCCGGUGCAAAAGUAUCAAUGGGCUCGCUUCAUAGGGAAAGCAUUCUCCAUGCCUGCAGUGAGCCAAAAAUCGCAGGCCGUGCUUUGGAAAGUCUUUGCUCUAUUAGUGCCUCAAGUGAAACGCAUUCGAGAGCAAAAACAGAUGCAUCAGCAUGCACUUCAACUAGUCAGAUACCUUGUUAAAGAAAUAGUGAUUUUCAACGACUUGAGCAUGUACGAUUCACUUGAGACAAAGGUGGUUGUUAAUGCAGCAAGGCUGGGGAUUCACGAGGUUGUUGAAGAGAUUGUAGAAUCAAUUCCCAAAUUAGCUUGGGCUCGAGACUCAGAAUGUCGUAGCAUAUAUCAACGGGCGGUGAUAGAGCGCCAUGAAAAUGUCUUCAACCUCAUAUCUCAGAUGAGCGACCAUAAACACACUGUAUCAAUGAAUAUAGAUGAGUCUGGGAACAAUAUCCUGCACAUAGCUGGACAAUUGGCACCUCUAUACAAACUCAACCUAGUUUCUGGUGCAGCUCUACAAAUGCAACGCGAGUUACAAUGGUUUAAGGAAGUGGAGAAGUUUGUAAGACCCAAUUAUAUAGAGAGGCCAAACAUAAAUAAUGAAACACCAGCAAUGGUAUUUACAAGAGAACAUGAGAAGUUAGUAGUUGCAGGUGGGGAAUGGAUGAAAAACACAGCAAAUUCAUGCACCAUUGCAGCAGCGCUUAUUGCCACCGUGGUAUUUGCAGCUAUACUUACUGUUCCUGGAGGCAACGAUGACUCGGACGGCCAUCCAAUUUUCUCUAAAGAAAUUGCAUUCACUGUCUUUAUCAUUUCAGAUGCACUUUCUCUAUUCACAUCCACCACUUCUCUCUUGUUGUUCUUGUCCAUCUUGACUACGCGUUAUGCAGAAGGUGAUUUUCUUCAUGUUCUUCCCAAAAGGCUGAUAAUUGGACUUGUCACACUAUUCCUCUCUAUAACAACCAUGAUGGUGGCCUUUAGUUCUACGCUAUAUCUUGUGAUAGGACACAAAAAUGCAUGGCUACUCUAUCCUGUGGGUGCAUUAGCAUGUUUACCCAUCACGUCUUUCGUGCUUCUUCAGUUUCCACUCCUUGUGGAUCUCAUCUCUUCAACAUACGGCCCUGGAAUUUUCGGCAAGCAAAGUGAUCGACAGUUCUUUUGAGAUCAAUAUAGUAAUGAAGAAUUCUGAGCAUUUAUCAUCAUCUAAUGAUAUUAUUGUUGUAAAAGUAAACUUGAUUUUAGGUAAUUCUACGGAGUUGUGGAGACACAUGAUACAUGAAUGUGGUAUGGUUCAUGCAUGUAGCUGAAGAUUCAUUUUCUGGUUCAACAGCUAGUCAUUAUUG
This is a messenger RNA of Rhododendron vialii, 2733 nucleotides long. RefSeq lists its product as uncharacterized. Bases 549 to 2552 code for a protein of 667 amino acids. The record is from RefSeq and is a predicted model, not a curated record. The transcript is spliced from 9 exons. Lineage: Eukaryota; Viridiplantae; Streptophyta; Magnoliopsida; Ericales; Ericaceae. Gene Ontology annotation, molecular function: protein binding.